CAUCAAAGAUAAAAUAUAAGGAAAAUACAACGUUCAAGUGUGAUCACAUAUAAACGUAGAGCCUUCCCAUGUCCUUUGUUAUUUUCAGUAUCACUGUGCAUUCAACAUGAGGAACACGGCUUUUAUAUUUGUUACGUUGCUGAUACUGGUAGGUCUGCAAGUACAGGUUUCACAGGCUUGUAGCGGUAUCUCCUGUCCAUACUAUUUCGGCACGACUCCAUUACGGUGUGUUAACAAGCCGGGAAAGCGAAAGAAGAGGUCAAGCUCUCCCACGCGUUCCACAAUAGCUAUAACUCAUCGAUACUUGUACUAUCGGGGAUAUUACAUGGAAUUUGGUGGAACUCGGAGUGGAGGUUACGCUAAAGUCGGCACAUAUAGAUGGGGAUCUCGAUGUUCGGCUGAUACAGAAAGCAGACCAGCGGGGUGGAGCAGGGUAUCCCUGGACUGUAUGAGAAAAUGUGCUGACAGUUAUAAGUGGAUGUACGGCUCGUUCCAUUGGUAUAACAACAACUGUCACGAUUUUGCAAAUAGAAUGGCGAGAGUUCUGUACGACGGCCGGUACAGUAGCAGUUACUGCCCCUGGUGGUGUACAUAUAGGAAGUAAUGCUGAGUUUAUCGGGGCGGGGGAGGGGGGGGGGCGGGUUAGUAAGCGAGAUUUCUUAGUAAUUACGGGUAAAAUGGACUUCAAAGUUUGAAUGGACUUUAAACGAAAACAUGUCAAUGACGGAUGCUAGUUUCUAAAACGAACGAUUAAAAUUGUAAUAAAAUGUUGAUAUCGAAGAUACGAUCUUAAAAAACGCCAUUUUACACUUGAUUACAUUGAAAUAUCUGAGAAUUACUCUUGAAAUAAAACCGACCCUCUGACUAUUAGACGAUGAAAUAAGCUUACAUUGUUGAUAUUGCAUACUUAAUAUAUUUCCAUCAUAGCGGCCUAACAAUUCUUUAUGUGUGAGAGAUUUACUCUUGAAAUAAAACCGACCCUCUGACUAUUAGACGAUGAAAUAAGCUUACAUUGUUGAUAUUGCAUACUUAAUAUAUUUCCAUCAUAGCGGCCUAACAAUUCUUUAUGUGUGAGUUAUAUAAGUGUACGCAUAGUGUUUUUGAUGCCUACUCAUGAUCGUCGACUGAUAAGCCCACAUAUACUGCUAAUAACAAGUUGACAUGACUUGACAUAUGGUCAAAAGACAAGAUGGACGUUCCGCAUUUGCUCUGUAUCACAUGAAUGAUUUUUUUAUAAUGUACAUGUAUAUACUUUGUAUUGUUGCUAGUCUUUGUUCUGUUCUAUAACCGUAUCAUGUACAUCUUUGUCAGUCUGUG
This is a messenger RNA of Mya arenaria, 1317 nucleotides long. RefSeq lists its product as uncharacterized. NCBI's taxonomy places the organism in Eukaryota, Metazoa, Mollusca, Bivalvia, Myida, Myidae. The transcript has 3 exons. The record is from RefSeq and is a predicted model, not a curated record. Bases 107 to 604 code for a protein of 165 amino acids.